Molecule: messenger RNA, 1389 nt
Organism: Acanthosepion pharaonis
Lineage: Eukaryota; Metazoa; Mollusca; Cephalopoda; Sepiida; Sepiidae
Source: the annotation of a GenBank genome assembly
AUGUCUGCGUCGGUCUUUGCUCAGCGUUCAUUUGUAUGCAGAGUAGGUCGCAAGGCGCGAAUUGAUUAUAGAGGCAACUUGUGUAUUUCCAAACAGGCAAAUGGCGGAGGGAAAAACGAAAUAGACGACAUUUUUCGUAUCGUUUAUUUCUCUCUUAGUCACUUUGAGAAAUUCGAGAUGGUUUUUUUCUUCUGCUUCCAUUUUCUUUCACUCUUUGGACUCUUUGCCUCACCAACCUUCUACCUUCCCCACCCAUCUCUGAAGUCCAUUCUUUUUAUAAUUUGGACACACGCAGUUUUUUACUUAAAAUAUUUCACUUUUUCUCCUUCAUACCCCCCCCCCGCUCUCCGCCGACACCAAAUUGGGGAUUUUUAUUUUCACCAUUCUUAUUCUUAUUUUUCUUCUCCCCACCUCCAUUUUUCCUCACCCCCUUUUUUUCCCUCAUUUUUUUUUUUUUCGGGAUUUUGUUUAUGUUUUCAAUUCUUUCAUUUUAGAAAGAUAAAAGGUUAUUUACAGCGGUUAUUUGCAUUCAUUUGCUUUCGUCAUCUUUUUCACUUCCUCCUCCCUAAAUCUUUCUUACUUUCAUUAUUUCCUUUUUCAUUUUAUCUCUUUAUCUCAAUUCGUGCUUUCCUUUCCUUUCCUUUUCUUUUUCUUUUCUUUUCUUUUCUUUCCUUUCUUUCUUUCUUUCUUUCUUUCUUUCUUUCUUUCAUUCAUUCUUUCUUUCUUUCUUUCUUUCUUUCUUUCUUUCUUUCUUUCUUUCUUUCUUUAUUUAUUUAUUUAUUUAUUUAUUUAUUGAAUUCUUUCUUACUCCCUCCAUUUCUUUCUUUCUUUCUUUCUUUCUUUCUUUCUUUCUUUCUUUUUUCUUUCUUUCUUUCUUACCUUAAUCUCUUUUUCUUUCUUUCUUUCUUUCUUUCUUUCUUUCUUUCUUUCUUUCUUUCUUUCUUUCUUUUCUUUCUUUCUUUUUCUUUCUCAUGGAUUUCUUCAUUCUUUCAUUUUAUCACAAUUUUCCCCCAUAUUUUUAUUUUUCUAUCUUGCCUCCAUUUUUUUUUGUAUGUUCCUUUCUUUCUUUUCAUCUCUUCUUCCUUGAUUUUUAUCUCAAUCCUUCCCAUCUUCUUCCUUUUCUUCUUUCUCCAAACCCCCAUUCACCAUUUUCUUUAUAUUCUCAAAAAUGACUGCUGUUUCAUAUUCAGUAAUUCUUCGCUGAUGAUGGAAUUUACAGAUGCAUUUUUCCAUUCCCACUUUGAAUUUUUUACUUUUUUGGCAAUAUUAGUUAAAAGCAUUUUAUUUCGAAAAAGGCGCUUCAUGAUGCGAAGCCAUUUCGGAAAGAAUGACCCCGAUGAACCCAUUUCAUGGAUCUUAUGUGUGUUGAAGAGGACAGCUAUCGGCUGA